Messenger RNA from Vigna radiata var. radiata (mung bean), 897 nucleotides. RefSeq names its product auxin-responsive protein SAUR71. The record is from RefSeq and is a predicted model, not a curated record. NCBI's taxonomy places the organism in Eukaryota, Viridiplantae, Streptophyta, Magnoliopsida, Fabales, Fabaceae. The transcript has a single exon. Bases 249 to 659 code for a protein of 136 amino acids. Gene Ontology annotation, biological process: response to auxin.
CUCUCACUCACCAAUUGUACCUGCCAAGUACGUUUACCUGUACCUCCCAGUCUUCUGGCAUCAUCAUCUUUACAUUUGUAUUAAAAUUCCCAUCCUACCCUUCACCCAUAUAAUAUAACUCUCUCUAACACACUCUUGUCUCCAUCCUUAACCAGACCAACCAUAACCACAAACCUCAACAAACACCAUCUCCCUCUGCUCCUCUCACUCACACUACACCUCUUCAACACUACUUUUAUAUUUCUCAGAUGAAGCAGCUCAUCCGUCGCCUCUCGCGCGUCGCUCACUCCUCAAAUUACACGCUCCUCCGCUCCGACUCCUCCUCCUCGUCGCGGGGCUGCCGCCGCCGCCACCGCUCGGAGUCCUUCCGUGCCUCCAAGAUCCGCCGCUCCUCCGCAGUGGUGCCGGAGGGGCACGUCCCGAUCUACGUCGGCGACGAGAUGGAGAGGUUUGUGGUUUGCGCUGAGCUCCUCAACCACCCUGUCUUCGUGCAACUACUCAACGAAUCCGCGCAGGAAUACGGCUACGAGCAGAAAGGCGUUCUCCGGUUGCCAUGCCGCGUCUUCGAUUUCGAGCGCGUGCUACACGCGCUCCGCCUUGGCCUCGACGCGCCUGAUGUUUCCGAGCUCGUUAACUUCUUGCCGGAAGAAUUAUCCUGAAAAGUAAAUGAAAAAUGAAUACGCAUAUGGUGAUUUGGCUGGAUCUUUUACUGGUUUUGUUGUGCUGUAAAUACAGAUUAGGAACUUGAGAAAAAAGAGACACAGAAAUUUAGGGUUUGUAAUUGUUUUUGGUUCGGUUUCUUCAGGUUGUUGUUGUUCUGUCACUGUAAAGGCGAAGAUAUUUUUAACGCUGUUGUUUGCGACCGGAGAAUGAGAAUCAUCACUUUUUUGACAUUUC